GUGAAGCCCCAUGACUGUCUGUCACUUCCGCUGGGAAGAGCAGGGUUGGCAGCAGGGGAGGAAGCGGAGUUUAGCAGCAGCGGACCCGGCAGGCUGAGCAGCACCGGCCCAGGACUCAGACGAAUACCGGACACCGAGCCACAGCUGGUGAGAGCAGGCAGGAGGGGUCCACCCCACCCCCCCGAGCACGGCCUGGCCUGGCCUGUCAUAACACUGACACCCCCGCCCGAGUGGGCCCCGGAGGCCUGAGGCGGACAGAGUCCCACAGCCCACCUUCUCCUGGCCUCCCCUCCACCACCACCAUCCCUAGGGGGUCCCUCCCCUCCACCACCAUCCCCGGGGGUGGGGGGGUCCUCCCCUCCACCACCAUCCCCGGGGGUGGGGGGGUCCUCCCCUCCACCACCAUCCCCGGGGGUGGGGGGGUCCUCCCCUCCACCACCAUCCCCGGGGGUGGGGGGGUCCUCCCCUCCACCACCAUCCCCGGGGGUCCUCCCCUCCACCACCAUCCCCGUGGGGGUCCUCCCUCCACCACCAUCCCCGUGGGGGUCCUCCCCUCCACCACCAUCCCCGUGGGGGGUCCUCCCCUCCACCACCAUCCCCGUGGGGGGGGGUCCUCCCCUACACCACCAUCCCCGGGGGGGGUCCUCCCCUCCACCACCCCUCCCCUCCACCACCAUCCCCGGGGGUCCUCCACUCCUGGCCGGCCAGAGCCUGCCUUCACUCCUAUACACAGUGUGACCAUCCUAGCAUUAACAUGGCCUUGAAACCACCCAGAAAUCACUGCCCCCAUCACCCCCACCCCCAGUACUGCCAUCUCCAUCCAACCAUCUCCCUAAUUUUCUUUAUUGUACCCAAACAACACUUGUUUGGAUUAUAUAACGCAAAGAUGUUUAAUUUGUUUACACAGGUCCUUUUUCUUUGGUUUUUUUUUUUUUUUACCCCCUUCAGUGUGUGUUUAUCUCAAAAUUGUCCUUUCCCAAUCCUAUUACUAGGCUGUGUGUAAUGUUAUGAAUAUAAUGUUACAGUUCUAACCAUGGGAGACUUGAUUUGAGUCCCCACCCACGUAAGAACUGGUGCCAUUUGUACCUUCUGAUUCUUUAGAUUUAGCCUAAAUUAUUUAGAUAUGAAGAUGCCUUUUCUUAUUCCCAGUUUUUACUUUAUGUGCCUCUGCACCAUCAAUCAUUUUACCAUUUCAUUGUUUCGUUUUCUUGUCCGUCUGUAGGUAUUGGUAUCAUUAUUUUUUCCCCAAAAAAUUUGUAACUGUAAUAUUGCAGAUUUUAUAGCUCGUCAGUCACUCCCCUAAUUUAUUUAUUAUCCAACAUUAUAUGCAAUUGUACAUUAUAAAUUACAAAUAUAUUGUCAAAAGAUCUAAUUAAAAUGACCUCUCCAGUAUAUCCCAGUUAUCUUAUUCCUCAUCAACCUCCAAGUAAGCAUUCCCACCCACCUUGUCUAUUGUCCUAAUUCUUGUACUUUCUUUUGUCUUGUAUUCUGGCCUGCUUACAUUAUUGUGCUGACACUUAAUAUUUAUAUCCUGGUUCAAAUUUACAAUAAGUUGUGGACUUCCUGUUGCAGCCUCUUGAUUGGUUUCUAUAAUUGGUUGUACCGAUCAGAGACUGCCUUUCAAUGUCUAUUUAAAUUUUCUUCUAAAAAAGUCACUCAUUUUAACACCCCUUUAAAUAAAAAAAACAAAAAAAACAAAACACUUUUCUCUUGGAUAUGUUGACAUAUACAACUUUAAAUCAUGAUUACUUAAUUCUUAGUAAUCUACAAAGAAUAAAGGCUGACCAACAUUACUGGUUAUGAGGUGUUGAAUCCUUUUUCCUGCGUGGGGAAUCCCCAGUAUAUUUACUUGGGUACAUAGCUUGAGUACCUUUACAGCUAAAAUCCACCAGCUUUGGGUCUUUACCAGCAAAAAUGUUUUGUGAACUACGCAUCCAUUCUUUAAUAUUGAUUAUAUGAGCUUUUGUGACAGUUUUGACAUGCUUUGGGUCACCUGAAAACCUAAAAGUGGACAGUUGACAGGUGUGAUUGUGUGUCAGCAGUCUUAGUUGAAUAUUUACUUCUGUUAUCAAUCUGUCUCUCCUCUGCAGAGAAUGCAGCACCUCCGUAUGUCUUAUGUGUAAAUAUUUUUCUCUAUGUCUCCAGACCAGAAUUGUUAUCAUUGCCUGGAUAAUCAUUCUGGCUUCCUUAUUUGUUGAUUUCUUGUUGUAUUAACUGCAACUUUUCUUUACAAAAAUGUAUGUAUUUAUUGGUCCCGCUUUUAUUCACUUAGAUGGUUUCCUGAAAGCCUUAUGAUUUGCUUUAUCGUGAAUACAUGGAAAAACAUCUUUACCAGUAUACAUAUUUUCAUCAAGAUACCAUCUGAGUAUUUUAGAAUACACAAAUCUAGGAUUUAAAUAGUUGGUAGUGUAGUAAAAUCGGGGGAGGUGGAUAUCAGCAUUGUAUGCAACUUCCGAAGGAUCUGUGCUAUAUCAAUUCCUGGGUUGUACAUAAGAGAGCAGAUCCAGCACUGCAUUUUUUUUGUUUCCGCUCAUUCUAAAUGUGUACUCUGCUGGGUUUGUGUGCUGCCACAUGGUAUGCUAUGUCAUUUUUGAAGUUCCUCAUUUAUUGAUGGGAAAUAGUACACAUUUUGUUUAAAGACUAUUCAAGCAUAUGGAGUAUUCUGUAUUGGCAUUGCACUUUCCGCAAUACUGGCCCUUUAGACAUAUUUACUGAAUUAUGUGCCACCUCCACUGCUGGGUUACUGCAGCGCUUAGCAUCUGAGCCAUAAUAUAUAACUUGUAUUGGGAGUGCAUUUGUGUUCGCUUCCAAUCCACAAAGAGUGCUCAGAACUCGAUUACUGGGCAGUGAAGCAGUGAUAACGUAUAACAGCCUCUUUCUGUUUCAUGGAAACCUCCUAAGCUCAUGGUACAUGGAAAAGUGGGCACUGUGCAGGUGAAAAUGGUAAAAUACUGUUGGUCUUGUUUGUGCAAUGGCGAGAGUGAGAGGAGUGGGAAGAUUUGGAUGAGCUGUCCAAGGUGGAGGAGAAAUGGUGUGGAUAUAAAGGACCUAGUUUGUGCAGGGAGUAUCCAGGUUAAUGCUGUGACAUUGAAAUCAAGGGAAUUGUUAAAAGAGCACUAUAGGCACUCAGACCAUUGUCUGUUAAUUUUAACCUUGCAAUGUGAAACAUUGCAUUUUUUUUUUUUUUUUUUUAAACAUUGCAGGCUAAAAUUCCUCUCUAGUGGCUGUCUUACAAAGAGCUACAAAAUACACUCUCCCCUCCAAAGUAAAACUUGGUCUGGGAAUCAAAUGCUGCUGUAUAGCAUUGGAUUGGACAAGAUAGCGGGUUAUGUCAGCAUUCAUGCCGACAUAACUGGAGCCUAGGAAGGAGGGGAGUAAUAUUUUAUUUCACUUAUUUUUUACAGGGCAAAAGGGAAUAGACAGAAGGGAACCUUUAGUCCCCAAACCAUUUAUUUUCAGAGCUAUAGGUUCCCUUUAAUUUAAGGGACACUCCAUGUAUCAAUAGAAUUUUAAUGCAUGUCAUAUAUUUUUGCAUCAUUAAUCUACUGUAUUCUUUUUCUGCUGAAAUCUCUCAUUUUUGCACAAAAUAAAUGUUUUGCAGAAUGCUGCACCAUAACCCUACCUCCUUAGUCAAGUCUCCUCAUGCCAGAAAGACCUCUUUUCAAAUGUAUGCGCAUGGUCUCUGCCUGAACACUGAGAACUGUUGUUUUUAAUUCACAAGCUGGUGAUAUCCUUGGAUGUACUCUCUUUCGAACGCCGUUUGAUUUGUUCAGAUUAUUCAGUACUGUCCGUCAAUGACAGUUGUGUUAACAUCUUUGAUAAGAAAAUAUUUUUUUUUUGGAGUGAGGGGUUGUGGCUUAAGAUGCAGGCUUAUGGUGCAGCAUUUAUUUAAACAUUUUAACUUUUUUUUUAUGGGAAAAACUAUAAAGAUUUCAGCAUGCAAAAUAUACAGGAUAUUAAUCAGGCCUGAAUCAGUCAAAUGCAUUUAAGUAGUAUUGGUGCCUGGAGUGUCCCUUUUUAAGUAGUGAAAACGGUAGAUCAUCGCACACUGACAUGUUUUGAGUCAAAGCUUGUUGUGAUACUAGAGUGAGAUGGACUUAGAGAUACUCGAAGCACCGAAGCAAGCACCUUUCGCUUAAUGAAUCAGACUUGAUAUAUAGUACAUGCCUGUGCAGUCUAUACUCAAUUCUAUGUCAUUUAGGUAUCAAAUCACUUUUGUUUCUGUUUGUGCAGCUCACACAACCUACGUGAAAUAAUUGGUUUAAUUUUCAAUACAAUCUGGCAGCACAUGGUGUAUACUUUUAGAAGUGGGUUUUUUUUUUUCUUUCGGUUUUUUUUUCUCUAUAUUCCUUGAACUCUAAUCAGACACACAGGGCUCUUGCAGACUCUAGCAGGAAAUGAGAAAUGCUAACUUAAGAAGAUUGUGCAAUAAAGGAAGUUUAAACAUUUGAUUUCUAUUUGCAGGGAAUAUGAAGGACACAAAGAGGUGGUGUGGCUAAGACUCAGUUAUUUAAUUCCUAUGUGGCAUAGAAUUGAUCAGUAAGAUUGCAGGGGCAAGAUUUGUACACCAAAAUCACUGCAUUAGACUAAAAUAGUUUUUGGUGCUUAACCCCUUAAGGACACGUGACAUGUCAUGAUUCCCUUUUAUUCCAGAAGUUUGGUCCUUAAGGGGUUAAAGUGUUUCUCUAAAGUUACUUUUAUAGAUUUUGAACAUUGAUGACUAAAUUAAUGGAAUCACAGUUGUCUAGACUUGCUGUAGUGGUUGUGGUGCUAAGCUUGGCUUCUUCCAGUGAAUUGUCAACCUGCUUAAAACUAUUUAGAACUUACCUUUCUUAGUUGGGUACUCAGUCUUUCUGAGCAAGUCUGUUAAAGCGGAAGUUCAUACUUCUGUAUCAUGAUACCAAGCUGAAACAUUCUUUAAUAGCUCAGCAAGUCAGCUGAUGGGUCUCAGCUAAUGAAUAAUAUUCCAACUUGGUAUUAGUUGAUAUGAAUGUCUGCUUUAACAUAUCAGCUAAGAUCAGAAGGACUGUGACCACUUGACAGGCAGAUAAGUGCCUAACCAUACUUAAAUAUUUUGAUAGUUCAUUGUCAGAUGGUGCCAGGGGAAAUUUUAGUGAUUAUGGUGCAAAGAGUGUGCCAUUAAAUUGCUGAUGAAUUAACGCUCACAUAUAUUUGUAUCAUGUACCAGAUAGUGGGAAGUGGGGACAGGGGGAUGGUAAACCUAAGAGACAGAUAUUCUGGAAGUGGCAGAAUGGAACUUUUAGUAAGUAUUCUAUAUAUUUGGUGACAAUGUUGGUUUUACAAUGUAUAAAAAUGCUUACCUGAAGCAAAUAUGGCCAUCUACACAAGUGUAUGACCAGUUCAUUUUAACAUGCAGUGAACUAAAAUCUUUUUGUUAAGGUUGUAUUUUGGGUAAAACAUGUUGUGGUCCUGCUGCAGAUAACAUGCAUUUAUCUGUGAUUCUCCUUAUGGAUAGGAAGAUCUAUUGUUCCUCUUUUGCCAGUGAUGCUUGCUUAGCUUUUAACCUGCCUGCUGUGGGGAGUCCUCGGCUGGGUCUUGCAGUUUUGACGCUGUAUCAUUCAGACUCUUUGUUCACACGUGCUGUCUCCUCCCUUGUGACUCAAGCAGCUGAUUAGCCACAUGAUUCUCCAUACAAUAAUUAGAUCUUGUUUUUUUUUUUUUUGGCGUCUGAAAACUGUCUGCAGUUAACCAAUUUUGCAGAGGUAUUUUGUUCAGGCCAAACCAAACCAGUAAGCUGUCAAAUCUGUUUAAUUUUGGUUUCUUCGCUGUCAUCUGAUAAGAUGUGGUUGUGGUAUGACAUGCCCAGGGAAGUAGAUGUACUGUUUUUUUUGUUUUGUUUGUUUGUGUGUGUGUAUAUGUGUGUAUAUGUGUGUGUAUGUGUGUGUGUGUGUGUGUAUGUAUGUGUAUAUAUAUAUAAAUUUCACUGUGAUCUUUCUCCUUUUUGUGUGACUGAUGUGGUCAGAUUGAUUUUAUUUAUUGGUUUGGGGUUGUGAGAGUCUAGCCUGUUCAGCACAAUGCACUGACAGCUGGCAAGGUGCAGUUUGUCUGCAAAAAGAUGGCAUUUUGGGCUCUUAGGGGUGGGUGGGAUCCCCAUUAGCCUUUAAUUAUAAUAAAUUAGCCUUUAAAUUAAGAUUACUAUUUCUCUGGGUUCGCCAUUAAAGGGACACUCCAGGCACCCAGACCACUUCUGCCCAUUGAAGUGGUCUGGGUGCCAACUUCCAUCACCUUUAACCCUGCAAGUGUAAUCAUUGCAGUUUUUAUAGGGUUAAGUCCUCUUCUAGUGGCUGCCUAUCAGACAGUCACUAGAGGGACUUCCAUGUUCUUAAAACACAAAAAGUGUUUUAAACGACGCUGGACGUACUCACGCUAUGCAUGAGGACCCCCAUUGGGAAGCAUUGAAUAAUGCUUUCCUAUGGGGAGGCCUAAUGCAUGCGCGGCCAUUGCUGUGCAUGCACAUUAGGUCUCCGCCGCUGGCUGGCGGCGGGGGAGGAUUGUAAGCGGAGCUUGACACAGCUCCAAGGGAUUCGGUUAAGUUACUGAAGGGGGUUUUAACACAAUUAUUUAUUCAGGGCCAACAUAUUCUGGAGCUCUGUACAAUAGGAAUUCUGACAAAACAUGUGUACUAUACAGGGACUGUAGGCAAAAAAGGCACUGCCCAAAUAAGUUUUCAAUUAAAAUUAAUCUUAACUCGAAGCUUCUAAACAAUAUGGCUGCAGCAAUUUACCAUGUCCUAAAGUGUACCUGACUACUAUUCUUAUCAGCCAAAAAAAUGCUAAUACAGUUUUUAAAGCAAUUUGCUGAUCUUUAAGACUGACUGCAUAUUGGAAUUUUACUUUUGUUUACUAUUUUUUGUGGUUUUUUUUUUUUUAGAAGGUAAAUCUAAACCCUUUAUCUGCUUUUAAAUAUAUUUAUUUUAGUUUCACUGUAACUUUACCUCUUAUUGCAUUUCUUUUUAGGUGCUAAGCUGCCAUUUUUAUUAAACCAACAUAAAUGUCCACCAGAUACGAUGGGCAGUGCGACUGAGAUUAUUGGAUGUGUUCAUGCAUUAUCAAAGUCUAUUGCUGCACAAAUUCCACUUCAGGAAAUCCUGAAGAGGAUGUUCUAUUUUAUCACAUUCUUUGGAGAGGAUUUGGUUGGAUUUGUAAGAGAAAUGAAAUCACUUAUGGACCCUUUUGCCUACUUGAGCUGAAGGAUUUCAAAAACUAAGCCUAGGUACCUGGAUCUGUGUGUUUAGCGAACUCACACCACCAUUAAAGGAACACCCCACACACAUCAAACACAAUCAAAAACUUGCUUUUGUCAAGAUAUGCUCAUUUUAGUUGAAGUUUAUAAAAAAUGAUUUCUAUUUGAAAUCUGCACUUUUAGAAAUAAAUGCAGCAACGCCUCCCCGGAUGCCAGCAAGCUGUCGAGGUUAUCAUUGGCUUUUGUCAGCUCCACAGAGUCUUCUUAUUGUCUUCAGUCUGUGCUGGGGAAAAAUGGCAUGGUUUGCAAAGGCUGCAGAUGAGAUCUGCAGUUUUUAAAAGCUGUUUUUAAAGAUUUACCCCCAAUGAAAAAUGCAUAAUUAAAUGCAUGCAUGUUUUCAUUGGGGCAACCUACUAAACCUACUAAAUAGUGAUGUUAUAUUGAUUUAUUUUCUAAUGUAGUGUUCCUUUAAUUGAAAAGAGAAUUGAUACCAUCCAAAUAUGAAAUCCUGGGUGCAACCGAACCAGGAACCAUCACCAUGUCUCAGAGGCAAAAUAGAAAAAAGUCCAGGCACUCCAAGGUAUCAAAAAACAAAUUUAAUAGAACCCAAAUGUCAGCAACGUUUCAACCAGGAUGGUCUUUUUCUUGCUUGUUAAAGACCAUCCUGGUUGAAAUGUUGCUGACAUUGAUACCUUGGAGUGCGUGGACCUUUUUUAUCUAUUGCAUAUACUAACCUUAGGCUGGCUUUAAAAAAAAAAAAAAAAAGAUUUUGGUUAAAUAUGUGCUUUGAUUUUAUUAAUAUUAAACUGUUAACUGGCCCUGUACUUAGCCUACAUUGUACUCGUUGCUUUCAUAGCAUGGCUUACAUCAGGGGUGGGCAUUCUGUGGCCCUCCAGAUGUUUUGGACUACAUCUCCCUUGAUGCUUUGCUAGCAUUAUGGCCCUAAGAGCAUUAUGGGAAAUAUAGUCCAAAACAUCUGAAGGGCGGCAGAUUGCCCACCCCUGGCUUACAUGAUGCUUUUAAAAUCAUUUCCCUUAAAUAUUUAGUUGUGAAAGGGGUUUGAAUUGGGUAACUGUGGCAGAUCCCCUUUGUAUCACCGUCAAGGACUCCCUUUCCCUUAGUGUUGUAGCUCUUUCCAGUGUUACUCUAUAUAGCUUGUAUAGCUUUGUUGGGAGUAGAUCUGAUUUUAUUAGGCACAGCACGGUCAUUUAUACACAGAUUCCCAGCAUGGAGUCCCUAUUCAGAAAUAGAUGAUCCCACCCUGGUGCCUCUGUUUCUGGGAGAUAUUUUAGUUGUUGCUCGCUAAACUAAUUAUCUCCUGGAUACAACACAUAUAUCCCCAAAAUACAGUUAAAAACCCCACCUUUUACAUCCUCAAGCGCCCAUGUUGGUAAAAUAGCGCCGCCAUGAAGAGAUGACACACACACACACACACAUACUUUUCGUUACUACUCCUUACCUUAUGGAGCCGAUGGGAGGCAUCUCCUUGGAGUCCUCACUGCUCCCGUGCGCGUUUUAGUGAUGCCAGAUGCCGGAAUAUGAUGUCAUAUUCCGGCACCUGGCUUCACUUCAGUCGGCGAGGGAGCAGUGAGGAGCUGGAACACUGAGCUCCCUCGCCAGCCGGGUAAGUGUUAGCAGAGUAGGCACCUGCAAUAUGGGGAAAGCAGGUGCCUACUCUGCUAUAACACUGAACAUGCACUCGCGGCUCGCUGGGCCGCAAAGAUGGUCCUUGUGGGCCGCGAGCUUGACAUGCUUACUCUAAGCGAUCAAUUGUACUAUGUAGUCAAAAAGCGUCUUUGACUAAAGCGACAGCCCAAUCUACUUGUCUAUCAUGACAGUCUACUUGUCCUGACACAAAAUUAAUAUUAGAAAAAAAUGGGUCCCUCUGCCUUAGAGCCCAGCAUAUUGAUCAUACUUUGUAAUAUGAGUUUUCUACAAAUUAAAUUCCAAUAGCAAAUGUUUUCAUAUGGAAACAUUCUCCAUCUCAACUAUAGUCAUAACUUUGCAAUAUUUUUCGCCAUUUUAAUUUGUGAACAUUUAUGAAUUCUCACCUUGUUUUACUUCCAUAUUGUGUAAUGUGUCACUAUGCACACCAACAUAAACUGUGACGCCAGCAGAGAGCUGAUCUACACAUUGCAGACUCACCUGCGGAAAGACUAAAUGUAUUUAUUUGAAAAAAUAUUAAUACAGACCGGAACUACAUGUCAUGAACAUUGGGUCUUAGGAAUUCCACACAUCUGGCUUUUCUCUAUGCAAUAAGCGCAUUGAAAUCUAUUUAGCAGGCAAACUUGCUUUCACUUUAAUUUAUUAGAGUUGUGUGAACUACAUUGUGAAUCUUUGGCACAAGUAAAUAGCAUACAUCCAGUUGUGGGCUUUGUGACGGACCAUCUGUGUACCUCCGUCAAGCAUGCUUCUUAGCUCUCCACUGGGACACUUGUAGUGUUUCAGCCCCUAGCUGCCCCAGCUUGGCUGGGGUCUCUCCGUCACUUUCUGCCCUGGAACAGGGUCCUGGGUACAGUCUCAAGUGAUUAAAGGGACACUAUAGGCCCCAGAACAACUACAGCUUAUUAAAUUUGUUCUGGUGUGUAGAAUCAUUACCUUCAGGCUUUUUGCUGUAAACAGUGUUUUUAGAGAAAAUGCAGUGUUUACAUUACAGCCUAGUGAUAACUUCACUGGCCACUCCUCAGAUGUCUGUUAGAGAUUCUUCCUGGGUCAUGGCUGCCUAAAAUGCAUCCAAACACUCAGUAUCUCCUCCCUCUGCAUGCAGACACUGAACUUUCCUCAUAGAGAUUCAUUGAUUCAAUUCAUCUCUAUUAAGAGAUGCUAAUUGGCCAGGGAUGUGUUUGAAUCAUGCUGGCUCUGCCCCUGAUCUGCCUCCUUGUCAGUCUCAACCAAUCCUAUGGGGAAGCACUGUGAUUGGAUCAAGCUACCACUUCGGUUGAUGUCAGCACACUGCUUCUUUUUUUUAGGCAAACAGCAUGCAGAGUUACAGCUUCAGGCUUGAAACCCGUUUUUUGCUAUAUUUAUGGAGGCAUGAGGGGCCCAGGGGGGCUAGAUGGGGGUUUUAACACUACAGGGUCAGGAAUACAUGUUUGUGUUCCUGACCCUAUAGUGAUCCUUUAAGCUCUCUUGCAGAGAGUAUUGCUGGUCCACCCAAACACUUGUCAAGACUGAGUGAAAGGUGAAAAGGAACUGGUUUAUUCAGGCAAGGCACACAGAAUUUAUACAAAGAUCUCCAGCAUUCAAGCCCCUCUCAGAGUUCUCUGUGCCUGGUAGAUAAUUGAAUUAAAUACAUGUAAACUAUCUCCCAAGAACAGAGAGGCAAACAUAAUAAAAAACAUACAAUAACCCCACAUGUCCUGCAGCCCUGAUCUGAAAGCCCAAGUUGUCCAAAUAGCGCUCAGACCCAUGCAGUGUAAGGUACUCACCACCGGGGCAAAAGUCUGACCGGCCACUCACGUUGUCCUUUGCGCAUAAAAGGUACGAGGGCAAUGUGUGCUUUGGCUGGUCAACUUUCAGGAGCUCCUGUGGCCAAAAUAUGGGGUGCUCCGUCUGGCUCACAGGGAGUGUUGUUCCUCUUAGUCUCUGGCACCUUCCCUCCUGGCAGGUCAUAAAGUGGUUCAAAACACCGGACCAAGUUGCCCGGGAACCACAAGGUCACCUAGUCGAAAACAGUUCCAUAACAAUUGUGGCUAAGUACCGCUGAGGUUUGUUCCAGCGAACGGCCGCCAAGGAGCUAGCGUUUCACUUCAUGAGAGGGAAAGUGCUGAACCAGGGGCACCGAGGGAAAGUGCUGAACCAGGGGCACCGAGGGAAAGCUGCAAAGUGCGGCUGGGCAUAGUCAGUGGGCAGGAAGCCAGCUUACACACUCCUCCAGGAGUUUGUGGCAAAUGUCUGUGGAAAAGAGCGUUUGUCACAGGCUUCAUUUUAAUGAAGUGGUCUGGGUCUAGUGUCCUUGUGUCAUAAACUCUGCAAUGUCUACAUUGCAGGGAUAACUCCUCUAGUGGCUGUGAUACUGAACUAAAAUUCUGUAAAACUUGGGUCAUGUGACACAGAAGCCCCAUUGGAAAGCAUUGAUUCUCAAUGCUUUUCUUAAGGAAAGGUUUGAAUGCGGGCGGCCCUCACUGCAUAUGCACAUUAGGUCUCCAGUGCUCCUCUAUGAAGAGCAUUGGAUUGGACUCUCAUGGAAGAGACAUCAAUUUUAGUGAAACGACUACCACCAUGCAAAUUUUGGACAAAGUGGUAAAGACUGAGUCACGCAAGUCUUCUGGUUAGCUUUAUUCACUUCUUUACAUGAAUAAAGCUACCGGAUGCUUAUCCAUUCUGUUUUGAAUGAGUCCUUAGGCCUCUAAGUAGAAAGUGGGCAUAUAAUUAUGCAGCUGUAAUGAAUAGAAUGAUAGCAGACCUUUCAUCUUGAAUUUGAAAUUUAAUAUUUGGUAGCAAAAAACUGUCACUGUUUAAUGACCACAUGUUAUGAGACUCCCAAAUGUUCCCCACCAGCAUUUUGAAUGUCUGUUAUUUGUUAUAGAUGUCUCUAAUAUUAGCUUCCACUCCUUGUUACAUGGGUUUUAAUUUUAUUUCAAUAAAGUCCAAUUAUGGCAUGCACACUUCUGUACCCCUAUUGUAGCUCUUCUUGCAUUUUACUUUGUACUGGAUUUUAUUUACAUUGUUUUAAAGCAACUGAAACAUUCUUGGCUAGUGAUCAUUGUGAUCACUAGCUAAAAAUGUUCUUAUUAUUAACACUACAGUCCCUGUUCUUCGUUAAAUACACGUAUUCCAGCUUUUGCUUCUUACUUGAUCAGUGCAGCUAAAGCACCUCUAGGGGCUGUCAGUAUGAAGUGGAUUUAACCAUGUAAUGUAAACAUUGCUGUUUCACAAAAAAAAAAAAAACUGCAAUGUUUUAGAUUGAGUGGUUAAAAGGACAGGACCACUUCAUUAAAAUGGAGUAAUCUGGGUGACUAAUGCCUUGUUUCUAUUUGGACCCUAUUUAUGGCUUUACUGAACCUAGUACUUUGUGUGAAUGACACAGCCCCUAACAUCUUCAACUUUUUUGCAUCUUUUCCUUUAUUUAUUAUUUAGAAUAUUCAUCACUAUAUGUCCUGGAUGCUAUUAAAAUUUGAAUAAUUUUACUUAAAAAAAACUGUUUGAAAACCUUAAAGGGACACUAUGUUCACCCUGACCACUUCAUUUCAAUUAAGUGGUCUGGGUGCAGUACCGCUGUCCUUUUUACCCUGCAAUGUAAAACAUUGCAGUUUUGGAGAGAAUGCAAUGUUUAAAUUGCAGGCUUAAAUCUACCUCUAGUGCAGGGGUAGGCAACCUACGGCACUCAAGGUGUCUUUGCACAGCACUCAAGGCUGCUAGAGCCAAACAGGCUCUGGCCUAUCAGGAGUCCCAGUAAAACUUCAGAUAUCUGCUAAUACGAAGAGGUGGUGAUGGACAAUCCUCAAUUUAUGCAUUGCAGCACAUAGAGGAAGUGAUAUCAGAUCACUUCCUGUCAGGACUUGUAAAUGGGAAUCCAUACUUUAGCAGAGCAGCCUGCAGCUGCUGUUGCAGCUCCUAUACUUGAGCUAUACCUGGCCGGCCUGGUCCUCACUGGAACCUAGGGAAGCCACCCACAUUGCUAGAUAUACACAGAAAUGCAGAAUAACCCUCCCAUCAUACAACACACAAACAUACACACAAUCCCCACAAAUGCAACACCACUAACAAACCACAUACAUGCACACAACCCUGCAUGCAGCCUCUCACAUGCAAUAACCCAAACAGCCCCCACACUCUACCAAACACACAAUGUGACAUCCAUCCACACACAAUUCCACAAGCAGCCCUCAUACACAGCCCACAUUCAUAUGUAUCAUACACGAUACCAUAAACUACUAAUGAACAUAUACAAUAUAUUAGCUCACAUACGCACAAAUACAACGAUACAAAGCAACUGCAGUAAAAAUAACACAAGCAGAAUACGGCAGCAAACACACCUCAAUUUAAAAAAAAAAAAAUAGGACCGGCACGCUACUGAACAUCACAUUCCUAUAUUGGCACAGUGCUAUUAAAAGGUUGCCUACCCCUCUAGUGACUGUCAGUAUGACAAGUGCGUCUACUGCACUGACAGUAAAACUCGUUCAGGUGACAUGGAAGCCACAUAGGAAAGUAUUGAUUUAAAGAAUGGGGAAAGUUUAAAUGCAAUGGUGCUCACUGAGCAUUCACAUUAGGUCCCCAAUACGUAUGAGGAGCAUUGGAUUGGACAUCGGCAGAGAAGGCCACGUAACACCGAGGGCCACAUAACACCGAGGGCUGCUGGAAAAAGGUAAGAAUCUUUUUAAUUUAUUACAUUUUAAUGCAGUAAGAGUAGUGACAGGAAAAAUGUUGCAUUAGGAAUACAUAUUUGUAUUUUUAAUGCUAUUGUUUCUUGAAGGCUUUUUCUUCUUUCAUUCUUAGAUAAGUUAUUGGAAUGUUUUUGUAAGGACAGGAUUACAUGGAUAUUGUCUACAACGUUGGUUGAGUGAAAUAACUAGUCUAUGGACUCCUCUUUUCAGUAUGACAACCACCAGAGGCAUUUUAACCAUACAAUGUAAGCAUUGCUGUUCCAGAAAAACACCAUUGUUUCAGUUGCAGGGUUAAAACAAGGGCAUGGUACGCAGACCAUUCAUUAAGAUGAAGUGGUUUUAGUGAAUGUAGUUUUGCUUUAAUGAGUGAUGGUGUAAAGAGACGUCAAGGACAGACUAUGCCAUUUUCAGUGUUUACAUUGCUUCUUAAGGCCACCUCAAGUGGUGGUCACCCAGACAGGCCGGGGAGAACUAAUGUGCAUGCGCUGCAAUGGGCGCACGCGCAUUACACCUCCCCAUAGGAAAACAUUCAAUGUUUCCUAUGGGGAUUAGCAUAGCGUGAGGACGUCCAGCGUCGUUUGGACCAGUGGUCCUCAUGGACCACCAGCAGUCCAGGUUUUGUCAGUAUCUCCAUUGGAAUUAAGCAGGGAAAUACAUAAAUUCUGGACUGUUGGUGGUCCCUGAGGACUGGGUUGAGGAACACUGGUAUAGAAGACCAAAAGAAGCCUCUAGUGGCUGUCUACCACUACCACUUAACCCUGCAAGGUAAUUAUUGCAGUUUGUAAAAACUGCAAUAAUUACAUGCUCAGGGUUAAGGGUGAUGGGUGUUGGCACCCAGACCACCUCAAUGAGCUGAAGUGGUCUUGGUGCCUACAGUGUCCCUUUAAUGUUGCUGCGCUCCUGUUUAUUUGUUCCUUCUCCCCUCAACCUCCCACCCCCUUGUACUCCCGAAUACUUUGUGUGCAAAGGUUUCCUCCUUGAUACAGUAUUACUUAAAUAUUGGCUCUUAGCCACUGUUGUGGUAAGUUCCCCUGGGAGCCCCUGCCUUUUUUUAUCACCCCUCUGUUUUCUUUCUCUGUUGGUCCUACCUUAAUCCUGUAUGUCAUUUAUUGUUAGUACUGCUUUGUACUCUUUGUGUUCAUUGUUUAUUUUCUUGUGACUCACGCAUUUGCUGCGUACCAAAUUAUGCAAACGAAGAUGGACCUGUCUGAAGGUUUUGAUCAUUAUGUAGACAUAUCAAGUUGUCCGUGCAUCUUACAUUAUAAUGUGGCACCUCUUGUACUUGAUGCUUGGCAUUUUAAACUAUAUAUUUUUCUGUUCUUUGUAAUCCUAGUAACUGUGUCAAUAGAACAAAACACAAGUGUUCUCUAAAUAAUUAUGCUGAACUGAAGGCUCAAUUGAUAAUUAAAGUCUAAAACACCAAAGCUGUCACUAUAGGUUAUUUGGAGGUUUUUUUUCAACGUUGGACCACACUUGGCUUCAUACGUUUGUCCGUUUUUAAGUGGUUUGACUAAAAUGAGUGACUGUCAAAGUAUUGGUGCUAGAAAAUGCACCCAUUUUGUUAAUGGAGUCUGGCCACUAACUUUGGGGGAGGGAGAGGAGGAGGGUUAGUUAUCCACCCAUACUUGGCAUCAUAAUAACUUCAUUGUGCUGUAGUGGUGAUGGUGCAGAGUUACUUUAACGGUAACACAUGUUUGUUUGUUUUUUUUUACUUUAUAAUACCCUAUUAGGCACUUUUAAUUUGGUCCAACCUCUUUCUUUUCCUCCUUGUGUUUUUUUAUUUUUAUUUUGUUAAAAACAAACAAAACCACAAUAAGUUAAAUCAUAACUUGACUCAAUCACCAAAGUUCCUUUGCUUGUUCCAGUGCUCCAUCUGGUGUCAUCACACUGUGUCACUCAGAGGUCCAAUCAGAUGGCUAAUAAAUGCUAUACAAUGGAUGCAUCUGUAUAUGUGAUUUUUUUUUCCCUUAAGUCUAGAACAGUAAAUGAAAUGAUGCACAGCCAUAAUUUGGCAGAUUUAUGGAUAAUGAGAGUUGUUGUAGUAGCUUUUUUAAAAUUUAUUUAUUUUUAUUUUUUUGUGUGUGAAUUGUCAACUAUUUUAAGUUUUAUGUCGAGUUCAGGGUAAAGAUUCAUUAUUUUGAGCAUCAUCAACCUUUAUAGCAGUUUUAAUAAUUACCUGUAAAUUGGGCUGUCACGGCUGGAACUUUGUGUAAAUGGACAGUCUAAGCACAGUAACCGAUACAGCCCAUUGCAAUACAGUGGUUAUGGGGCUAGCUGGCUGCGGAAGCGGUUCCCUGGUUAUGAUCUAACCAUUUUCAAGCUGUUUGUCGACAAGGGUUCCUAAAACAUUUAAAGAGGAGUCCAUUUUAAUCAAGGUCGUAAAAGCACAGCUCAAUCAUUAAAGAACAAACGUCACUUCCCAUGGUUUUUAGUAUUACAUUUACAUUUAACCUGUGUUUAACAAAUGUAUUUGUAAGGUCUGAAAAACAAUUAGAAAUGCAUGCCACUUAUCCUGAAACGGAGUGCCUCCAUCUUGACUCCCUGUGAGUCAUUUUUAUGAACACGUUUUCUGUCUUUCCUCUUCCAAUACAAUGUGUGCUCUGGUUGUGCCAGGACUAAACUGUAAUGUCAACAGCUAGGUCUUACAUUAUCUAGUCCUUUAUUUUUUAUUUUUUUUAAAAUCUUUAUCAAUGGUAUAAUUUCUAGAAGUGAGUUUCCCAUUAGUAUAUCAAUAGUGAGGUGACUGCACACUCCCCGGGCCACAUACUAUUGGGGAUAUGCAGACCUGCAUCUCUGUGAAGAAUGUUCCCCACAGCAGUAAACUUGACAAAGUGGUUUACCCAGUGACCAUAAAAAAAAAAAAAAAAUUUCAAUAAUUUUUUUUUUUACCUUAUUGUACUUUGUUGUGAAAGCAGCUCUGUCACUUUUGAAUAUGUCUUAAUGAUAAAAAAAAACAGUCAAUAGAUAUAAUGGCACAGUAGGGCAUAUGUUGUCUUAUUGACACAUUCAAGGUUGACGUAAGGCUGAGUUUGCGUUGGCAACUUUUGCCAAUUCCCAGUACCUGGCUCUGGGGAAAAAAUGAUUCUUUGUCUACAUCACGUGGGUUUUUAUAUGGAUUCUUGUCAUCUUCCAUAGACAUUUUAAUUCUGAUUUCAUGGGUUAGCUGAAGAUGGAACUCAACUGAAAGAUAAUGGCGUCAAAGUUGAAGAACUUUUUAUUUAAGUAAAUCUUCCUUUAACAUCUUCCCUGACUGCCACUGUCAAGGGUAUGUUCACUAAACACGUUAUUUGCUUUUGCAAAUUUGAUUCAAUUUGUCUGGAUACAAUAGAUUAACAGAAUUGCAAUGGAAUUGUUAUGAAUUAUCCUAGUAUAGUUGCAAGUUAGCUGUUUGAUUUCAACGAACAGCUGAACUGCAGCCUUUUGUGAAUAGCCAAAUAGUUUAAAAUGUUAAAGGACCACUAUAGUGUCAGGAAAACAUACUCGUUUUCCUGGCACUAUAGUGCCCUGAGGGUGCUCCCACCCUCAGGGUCUCCCUCCCGCCCGGCUCUGGAAAGGGGUAAAAACUUACCUUUUUCCAGCGCUGGGCGGGGAGCUCUCCUCCUCCGAUCCUCCUCCUCUCCUCCCCGUCGGCUGAAUGCGCACGCGCAGCAAGAGCUGCGUGCGCAUUCAGCCGGUCACAUAGGAAAGCAUUCAUAAUGCUUUCCUAUGGACGCUGGCGUGUUCUCACUGUGAAAAUCACAGUGAGAAGCACGCAAGCGCCUCUAGUGGCUGUCAAUGAGACAGCCACUAGAGGAAAUAGGGGAAGGCUUAACCCAUUCAUAAACAUAGCAGUUUCUCUGAAACUGCUAUGUUUAUAAAAAAAAAAAAAAAUGGGUUAACCCUUGCUGGACCUGGCAUGCAGACCACUUCAUUAAGCUGAAGUGGUCUGGGUGCCUAGAGUGGUCCUUUAAAUACUUUUAUGUAAUCCAGUAUUUACAUAUACUCAAAUUCCAAAUAGAUGGACUUUGAAUAAUAUCCGAUGAGUGCUCAUAGGUGAGAGAUGAACUCCUGAAUCUGAUAAACAUGGAAAUAAGAGAAAGAAGAUACAGUAUGUAAUCCGUACCACGUUGACUUGCUAGAAGUUCUUGCCCUAAUGAUAGAUUAACAAAGACCUUGCUUUAAAGAUUUAGGAAUGAAAAUCCCACAAUUCCUAAAUCUAGGUGCAAGAUUCACAUUUUGCAAGUUUAAAACUCUUAAUUGCCACAGAAAUCAGUGCCACAAUCUUCAGCACCUGAAGGGACACAUACACAGAAGCCCUUGCCAUAAAGAUAGAUAUACUCUGUCAGUGCAGUAUAUCUCGGAUUCCCACGACGUCACAGAGGAGACGUGGCCUUCUCUGCCGACUUCCAAUCCAAUGCACCUCAUACGCAUUGAGGACCUAAUGUGAAUGCUCAGUAAGCAUCAUGCAUUUCUUUCCCCAUUCUUUAAAUAAACGCUUUCCUAUGGGUCUUCCAUGUCAUGUUUUACUCUGUCAGUGCAGUAGAAGCAUUCAGGAAUGAAAAUUGUGACAACCAAACUGUAUUUGACUGCCGUUGAGUUUAGUGAAUAGACCUCUUAGAGCAGGCAUGUUGCCUUCAGGGUUUUUGUAUUUUAAUGUAUAUGCAGAUGAAAGAAUUGCGUAAAUGACUAUCCAGUAUGUAACAUAUUUGGUAAAAAUAUCAGAAAUGGAUAUCAACCAUAACCGUUGCAUCUUAAUAUGGGAGGACGGAGUACUAGGUCACAGUUGUCUCAGGGAUCCCAUAAAUUAGGUCAAACCAGUAACACAUCUAACUAGCACCAUGACUACGACAACCACACACAUAAGUUGGAUAGAACUUAGGCGGCAAAAAAUGUUCUUCCUUUGUUACUGAUCCAAGGGGUAGUUUUAUUCUCACAGUAAGCUUUUUACAAAUCAUGCUGUUCAGCUCUGGCUUGAAGUGCUGUUAUGAGACAGAAGGUUACAGUAAGGCAACAGUUAAACAUAAACAAAAUACAAUGUAGAGCAAAUGAGGGGUCAAAGUAUGGGAGUAUAUUGAGGUAAAGGCAAGAUAAAGAGGAACAAGAUAUGGCUAGUAAAUGAUACAACGGCCGCUGAUGAAAACAGUCGCGGACAUAAUUUUAUGGAGAGGUUUAAACAAAGUAAAAGAUGCUCUGACGUUCUAGGGUGGUACAUUUAGAGAGAUAAUCAUACCAAGAAGUAAGUAAUUUUAUGUAAUCAUUCACAUAUAGUCAAAUUCCAGACAGAUGGACUUUGAAUAAUAUCGGGGUGAGUGAUUACAGGUGGGAGAUGAACUCCUGAAUCUGAUAAACUUGGAGAUAAGAGGAAGAAGAUUUAGUAUGUAAUACAUGCCACCUGGACUUGCCAGAAGCUCUUGCCCUAAUGACAGAUAUGGAAAGACAUUUUAAAGAUUCAGGAAUGAAAAUCCCACAAUUACUAAAUCUAGGUGCAUAAUGCACCAUAUACACCUACGACCGGAUGAGUUAGCCGAAACGACGACAUAAUAGCAUCUUAAGAGGUAGAGACCGGGAGCUCUGGGCCAUCUCAGAGGGACUCCCCAGACGCGCCGACUGGCGCAGUAGCCACGAGACCUACUCCAACGCGACUAUAGGUAUGCAGUACUUUCCAUAGUUUGCAUCUACCAUCGCUUGCUGUGCCAAGCUCUUACUAUUAUGUAUUUGUCUCACUUUUUACUUUUAUAACCAUACAAUGAUCAAGGAGUGUACUAAUGUACAAACCCAAAUAAAAUACAAAUGUAAUAAAACUCUCUAAAUUGCCUGGGACUGACGGAGGAAUACAUUUCAAUGUCACAAUCUGCAGCACUCAAAGGAACACAUACACAGGCUGUGCAGUAAGAGUAGGGCUUUAAACAUGAGACUUGCUAUGGUAUGGGGUUAAUGCCCAUUAGCCUCUGCGAUACUUAUUAGUCAUGCUGAUGAAGUAUUACUGUAUUGCUUUUAGUUGUGUAAUUUUUCUAUAUACACAAGCCUCUGAGUCUGUCGUGUAUGUGACAUUCAUAUUUGUCUGAUGCUUUUUUUAUUUUUUUAUUCUGCCCUUCUCUGUAAUGCAGUCUUUAUGACAACAGGGUAUUGCUAAUAGAGAUCUGUUCCAAACAUCAACAAAUCUUAAAAAAACAAAACAAAAAAAAAACAGAACUUGUGUGCCUGGGAUCAAACACUUGGCUUCUAAGCGUGACCUUCAAUUUCGAUUUUAGGUGGCUUGCGUAAGUUUAAACUGUGCAGUCAUCGUGUUCUUGAGUACUUACGCAACAUGUAUCUGUCCUCUUUCUUCUAAGAAGUGAUGCAAAGCAAAAGUGUUUGUGACAUGAUUGCAAUGAAACUAGUUGUUGCUUUGAGAUCUCUAAAUGCUUGGUUAAGCCUGAAGCCCUAAUGAGCUCAGCAGUCCUUACCCGCAAGGUCCCUGGGCUGGAUGCCUGUCUUCAAGUGAUGGGAGUUGUCCGUGACUUGAAUCAGCUGACAUUUUGAGACAGUUUCUUUCAUCAUCCAUUUUGUAAGUAACUGGGCUUAACUGAAUUUAUUAUAUUUAGGUAAAAGAACCCCACUGCAUACUAAUCAUUGCUAAUAUAAGUUAGUGACAUCUAGUGUCACACAUACCAUUGUAUAAAAAGAGUGGUUUCAUUGCCUUUAUUCUUAAAAUUGUAUUACUUUUUGCUGCUUUCUCACACUUUUUCUACCUCCAUACCAAAAUAUACUACACCCGAUUGCCAUUUGUUUUCUGUAUGCUUUGCAUACUCGUUGGAACACUUGCCAUUGGGUCAAAGAACAAAUAAGAUAUCUCCAGUCAGGGAUUGUACCACCCAAGCACAUUGAGCAAGAGUUAAUUCUAGCUCUAUACACUGUAAGUGGAUUUCCUUUUCUCUUCCACCUACUUGCACCAGAUAUACUGUACCUUAUUUUUUUUAUUCUUUUAUUUCAUUAUAAAUUUAUCCUCUGAGAAUCCCUUCUUUUCCUCCACCCACACACAUUCUUAUGUUUUAUACCCUUCGUGUAUACAAGUUGAGUAUUGGUUGUAAGUUUACAGUUUCUCUAGUUGAUUCUUCUGUAGCUAGUUCCCAAACUACAGCGUUUAGUUGCCCACUGGGCAUUACUUUUAGGUGUCAUCUGCCAAUCCUCCCCAAUACCUGGAAAAUUGUUUAAAGUUACCUGUCAUCCAGUAUCAGGCGAAGCUCCCUGUGCUGUCUUCCACACCCUGUCCUGACCGCAGUCCAAUAACAGGCUUCUUAUCUUUAAAAUGAGAGCUCUAACCUUAUUUCUGCCACCUUCUUCCUCUCUGAAGCUGUUCUGUUAUUGAUCCAAAUAUCCUGUAAUGCAUCAUGUCAUGACUUGCGAUUAUGGGAGUUGUAUAUAGUUCAGCUUUUGAGAUUCUACAGUGGAUAGCUGGCAAUUGAACUCUAACUCCCAGAAAUCCCCCUCUGUUGCUUUAAACUAGUGCUAUUGAAAUAAUAAUCAAUUACUGCCUGGUUUGCUGACUCAUUGCAAACCUGAACAUCCGGCCAUUUUGUGGGUUUUUUCCCUGCCUCAAGUUACUUCCACUUUAAUACUUCUGCGUGAUUCUUUAGUGGUUUCCCAGCAACAGUUAAGUGGGGCUGACUGGUUUUAAUGCUAUAUUGAGUAAUCAGCCACCGUUUUUCCUUAUUAAGCCAUCCAUUGUGUUUUCAUACUACAAAAACUUAAAUUAGCAGUUUGGGCAUGUUGGUUUUGUUUGCCCUGGAUGUCGUUGCAAUGAAUGAAGCGAAACUGGGGUAAGAUACAUCAGGUGUUGUAGAAAGAAUACUUGUAUGUGUGUGAAAGGAACGCUCCUGAUUGAGAUGAUGAUGAUGAAUCGCGUACUGACCAUUGCAGGGAAGCAGAUAAUCUUACAUCUCCCCAAUACCCUAGCCAUCUUCUAUACCUACUUGGUGAUAGGCAGAAUAUCCUAUAAGACAGCAGAUUCUGCAUAUCGCCAAGUAGGUAUUAAUUAUUUAAAAUAGCACUCAGCUGUGCUGCAUUGCUACGGAGUCCCCAAUUUUUUGGGUCCUAUAACUUCUCUCCAUAGAGCCACCCUCAACCUACAAAUCAAACUUUGACUGCCAUGAGUACAUGUAAGGUUAAUUUUGAUUUGAGAUUAGCUUCACCUAUUGUAGUAAAUCAGUGAUCUAUCUUAAGGUUUUUAUAAAGGAUGUGUAUUCUACUUGUGUUGUUUUAGAUUAUUAAAAUUACUGUUUGAGGCACAGUCAUUCGAUGCUGAUAAUGUGCAAUACAGGGAACAACUCAUCUUCCAUCUUGAACUACAUUUGCGUACUGAAUCUUUGCUUUCCUGUGGAUUAAAUUGCAAGAUAUAGUAGCUUUCAAACACCACUGUAUCACUCUAGUUUCUGUCUUUGCUGUGCCAUUCACUCAUUAUAUUAAGCACUGCAGCAUUUGUUAGAACUAUAAGAAAUACAAGUCUAUAGAAUGUUUUGUGUAGACCAGUGUUUGUCAACCUUUUACAGAGCAGUAUCCCUGCAGGUCUAAAAAAAUAUUCCUACGCACUGCUGCCUUGAGAAAGUAAUUUCUAUUGAUUUUAAAGUCCUAAUGAAAAAUGUAGACACUGGUAUUUAAAUUAAUCCUAUAUUGGAGAACAAGCCUUGUUUUUUUUUUUAUUUUUUUUUAUUUUUUUUUUAUAUAAAUAAAUGGCAUAAUGUGACUAUUUUUAAAGGGGGAUGUAUGAACUAUUAAUGUGAAGUAUAAAAGUCACAAUUAAAUCAUAAUAAAAAUCUAGCAGACGGACACACGCACUGAAUAGUUGCACACAGAGGACACUGACGCACACACUGAAUAGUUGCACGCGCUAUAGCCCCCCUCCCUGGCCAGGUAACAAGCAGGGAGGGGGGACUAAAAAAAAUAAUUAAAUAUUUAAAAAUAAAAUUAAAAAAUGCCCCCCCACCCCCAAAUUACAGAACUACAGAAACACACACUGCAUUAUAUACAUAUAAUGUAGUGUGUUUGUGUAGUGUUUAUAUAAUGUAGUGUGUUUGUGUAGGGUCUGUAUAGUGAAUGCAGUGUUUGUGUAGUGUGUGUGUGUGUAUAUAAUGCACACUGCAUUAUAUAAACACUGCAUUCACUAUACACACAUUACACAAACACACACUGCAUUAUAUAAACACACUACAAUAACGCAGUGUGUGUGUGUGCGCGUGUAUAAAAUGCACGCUGCACAAACACACACAGCUCCCCUGUCCAAACACACUGCAUCUACUACACAUGGCAUGUGUAUAUUUUGUGCAUUUACCUUUAGAAAUAGUUUCUUUUUUCAAAAUGGUAAAUGUACAGAAUAUCGGUAAGCUAUAGUCCGGAAAGUUCACAGAUUAUCGGUAUCGGCUCUAAAAAAAUCUAUUGGUCGAUCCCUACACAGAAACCCAAAUUGUGUUCAGCUACAUUUGCUGAGUAUAACGAUACCCCCAUUGUACGCCUUUGGCACUAUUCUGUGAAGCUACAAUGCUAUAUAAUAGACAAGGCUAUAUCCGUUUCUAUAGUUAGAAUUUUUGUGGAUGGAUUUGACUGGCCUAUGCCUCAUUUUAUGGUAUUACAGCAGUGUGACUGUUUAAAUAACCCCACAAAGGGCUUUCAUUUGAUACCAGACAUCCCAGGGUAUCUGAAAUGGUGUAUAUUGUGCCUUAACUUGUCACCAUUUUUUCACUAAUUUAUGUCCAUGUUUGUUGUGAGGGGAAACAAAAAAUGGCAUUUUUACAUAUUUGUUGCAUUUUUGCUGAGUAUUUCUUACACUUUAUAUGUACCACUGUCAUAAAACCCACAAAUUAUGCUCAGUUACAUCUUCUGAGUAAAACAAUAUGCCCAGUGUAUGACCUAGACACUAUUUUGUGAAGUUACCUUUCUGUAAAAGAAACGUGACAAGUUGAGGUUUUUAAGUGUGAAUUUUCAUGGAGAGUUUUGAUGCGUCCGUGUCCCACUUUGGAGCACUUUAGAAACUAGCCCAUAAAGGCAUACCAUUUCUUAAAGAAGACAUCCCAGGGUAUUUCAAAAAGCAUAUUGUGAACCUUAGUGUGGCAUAUUUUUUCACUAGCUUGUACCAAGUUUAGUGGUAAUAAGCAUUUUUUCUGCCUUUUUGACAUUCAAAGAGAGUUUGCACAGUAUAUUUUGCAAACCUUGUGUGAUACAACUGUAUAAUACUUCAUAUGUUGCUCAGCUAUGUCGUCUUAGUACAGCAAUACCCCCGUAUGUACUUUUGCCAGGUAUAUGUGGAUGUUGAAGGGGCACAUUUGAGACGCAGCCAUUCAGUUUUUUUUUUUCCUAACUUUGAAGUUUUACGCAAUGUCCAUGUUCCAUUUUGGAGUAGUUUAGCUGGCUGUUUAUUCAAACUUCCCCACAAACACAUACUAUUUAUUAAAGAAUACCUGUGGGUAAUUUAAAAGGCAUAUUUUGAACCUUGGCAUGGGAUCAUUUUUUAAUGUAUUUUUUUCCUUUUUUAAAACUCAUUUUUAAACUUUUUUUUUCUUCUUACAUUUUUUUUUUUAAACUUAAAGGGAUUCUCAAGUGCCAGGAAAGCAAACCAUUUUCCUGGCACUGCAGGUCCCUCUCCCUCCCACCCCACAUCCCAGGUUGCUGAAGGGGAGUGCAUGCGCGUCAGGGGAGACCUAAUGCGCGGCAAGGCUGCGCACUCGCAUUAGACCUCCCCAUAGGAGAAGCAUUGAAAAGUGCUUUCAAUGCUUUCCUAUUGGGAUUUCAGCGACACUGGAGGUCCUCACAUAGCGUGAGGACGUCCAGCGACGCUAUAGCACACGGAAUGUGUGCUAUAAACCCGGAAGUGCCCUCUAUUGGCUGUCUAUUAGACAGCCACUAGAGGAAGAGUUAACCCUGCAAGGUAAAUAUUGAAAACUGCAAUAUUUACAGUUGAAGGGUUAAGGGUAGUGGGAGUUGGCACCCAGACCACUCCAAUGGGCAGAAGUGGUCUAGGUACCUGGAGUGUCCCUUUAACUUUUUUGACAUUUAAAAAAGAAAAAGAUAAAAAAUGUUUUUUACCGUUAACUCCUAACUAGCAGUAAGCAGCACUAACCGUAAAUUCCCCACUUUCCCAUAACUCCCACCCACCCCAGCUAGCAAAAUAUAUUUUUUAAAUAUUUAAAUGAAUUAAAUUAAAUGAAUUAAUGAAAUAAAUUGUACCCCUGCGGGUUAAAAAAUAUUUAAAAGUUAAUCCUCAGGGGUUAAAAAAUAAAUAAAUUAGAUCACAGUAUAACUGUGAUCUGUAUUUUGAUCACUGUAGGCAGUGUUUGUGAUUUUUACUUUUUUUUUAAAUGUUCUUAAAACAUUUUUUAAAGGUGUGUGUUAACCUCUAGCUAGCCUAACACCAAAUUCACCAAUUCUCGACUAACUUCCACCCACCCCAGCUAGCUAAAUAUAUAAUUUUAAAAUAUUUAAAUUAAUUAAUGUAAAAAAAAAAAAAAUUGACAGUAAAAUGUAGUCCCUGCCAAUUGAUCACUAUAGUCCUUGAUCAAUUGGCAGGGAUGGGGUUAAUUUUUUUUAUUUAAAAUGGGUAAAGGGGGGUGGGAUUUUAAACUAACUUUAUUUUAUUUUUUUUACACAGUGAGAUCUGUUUCACUGCACUUCACACUGGAUGCGGAAGAGCAGGGAGGGGGACCGUGAGUCCCUGCAGCACAUGUGCGAAAAGGCAGAGUUUACAUUGCUGCUUAGUAACACCUCUAGUGACAGUCACUCAGAUGGCCACUAGAGAGUCCUAGGUCACUGCUGCACCACGUGCAGCACCCUGGUUCAGUGUCUCCAAGCUCUGCAUGGAGGCGCUGAAUGUUAAUCAUAGAGAUUGAUUAAUGUAAUGCAUCUCUAUGAGGAGAUGCAGAUUGGUACAUUUGCUGCGCAUGCACAAAAUCCUCCCAAUGCUUUCCGAAGGGAAAGCAUUGCCUUAGCUGAGAUCAUAAAGAUUGAUCAUCUCAGCCAUGGCGAAACUGGCAUGGCGUGGGAAAUGGGAAGAAAGGAGAGUAAAAACACGUGCGAUCGGAGGGGGCAGGUACCUAAACGCGCACACACUGACAGGUUCUCACAAACACGCUGACAACAGGCUCACAAACACACAUUCGCUCGCGCACUCUGGCUGGCGCGCUGGCUGCCCACCUCCACGCUCCUCGGGGCGGCUGCCCACCUCCACGCUCCUCGGGGCGGCUGCCCACCUCCACGCUCCUCGGGGCGGCUGCCCACCUCCACGCUCCUCGGGGCGGCUGCCCACCUCCACUCUCCUCGGGGCGGCUGCCCACCUCCACGCUCCUCGGGGCGGCUGCCGUCAAAGCUAGAGAGCUGGCAAAUCCCAGCCUCCAGGGCAAAAUUUCUAGUUGCUGUAGCGAUCUGGGGUUUGUGGAGCCCUGUUCUAAUGUGAAUCUUCUGAUCUUCAAUAUAAUAAUUAUGUCUAUUAUAAAUACUGACUAGAUUGCCCUUAUAUAUGGGCUUAUUUCAUAUAUAAUACUAGAUUUAUAUUCCUCUCCGUUUUGUUUUUCUAUUUUUUUUUUUUCUUUUUAUUCUGUCAUUUAAAGGGUUGUUUGACACCUAUUUAAUGUAUUUUUUGUCCAUGCUAUUAUAGCCUCCGACCGGUAGGGUACACCUCAUUGUUUUUCCUAUGGGCUCGGGUAUAGUUGGAACGCAUGAUGCGUUCCAAGAGACAUCUCGCGCAUGCACGCUACACAUACCACGCCAUUACUCCAAUUCCAUGUAUUGGAACGCAUGGUGUGUUCCGUACCUCAUUUUUUCACCUUUAGCGAGUGGUCGUUUGAACGAUCGGAAUAGGUGGGUACAUGCUAUACUUUUCCGUUACCGGGAUUCUGAAUAUGGAUCAGAUUCAAUGAUCCAAGUACAACUGUCGAUGUCUCGGCAUGAGUCUGGGAAAAUGGGGAGCUUUAAUAUGCCUUUGAUUGGUCAGACACUGUUAUUAUGUGCUUUAUUUUAUUUUAUUUGAGUCCUUACCUCUUAUAACAGAUCAUGUCAUGUUCAAUUUUUCUUGCAGUUUUUUUUUUUGUUUUCAUUAAUAUAUUCAUUUUGUGUCUUUUGCUACUGAUCAUCAAAUAUAUAUAUAUUUAUUUAUAUGUUUUUGAUUGAUUUUUUUUUUUUUUUGGUUUCCUUGGCAGCCAUAAUCAAGUGAUUAUGGUUGGGAGGAUCCCAAUCAACAUGGGUGGUCACCCAUCACAUUCAGGUCUUUCUUAUGCUUCUUAUCUGGGUAUAUAAAAGUGAGUGUCAUUCUUUUACAACAGGCUCCCUUGAAAGGCAUCUCUUUUGCCGAAACGUUGGGGGCUUGCUGAUUGAUUUUUUUUGAACAGACAUAUAGCGCAAAUUCAAGGUUUUGUUUACAUUUUGUUUUGAUCACAAGUUGUACAGUUGGCUCAGUCCUUAAGGGGUUAAAUAUAGUUUGUUUUGUACCAAGCUAUAUAUUUUUUUCUUUCAGUUUUGAAAGAUGACAUCCAGGAAGAAAGUGCUGCUCAAGGUUAUCAUUCUGGGUGAUUCUGGGUAAGUGGCAUAACACUUUCAUUUUCUGAUAGCAUGAUCAUUAGAUGAGCACUGAAGUUUCUACUGUAAAUAUUUUUGGAACCAGCAACAAAUAGUAGUUUAUUAAAUUGUACACUUAAAAAGGACUGUCACGUCUUGUUUGGUUUUAUCUACUCUCCACCAUAAUUAUAUAUUAAAUGCAUGUAUACCUGAAUUUGAAAUUGUCAUUCUUAUGAAAUGUAAAUUACAUGUUCACUUUAAUUGGGGAAAAAACUAAAUAAAAAUAACUUUUCUGUGCCCAGUUAAAAUGUGCAGUUGACAUCUAUAGCUGAUGGCAAAUGGUAGGAUGUAGUGGCAGAACCUGUACGCAUAGCCACAUUUUGCCAAAAAUGUACUUGUAGAUCAGAGAAAUUCUGUCUGGUGCUCUCCUUAUCUGUAAAUAUGAUUUUGUAUAGCUUUUAAACAGAGGUCUAGGAUAAGUCAUUACACAGUAUAUUUUAAAGCAUUUGAUUAGACAAGUUACUGACUGUUGAGUUGUACGUAAAUUUAGCUGUGAUUGGCUUUUCCCCCUUCCUACAGAAACCUAAUGUUCAAGGGGGAAAAAAUCCUGCUAUCCCUUCUUGCAUGCGCAUGUUAAAGGAUCACUAUAGUGUUAGGAAAACAAAGCGGUUUUCCUGACACUAUAGUGCCCUAUGGGUGCCCCCACCCUCAGGGUCCCCCUCCCAUCGCGUUGAAGGUUAAAACCCCUUCGGCAGCUUACCUUAAUCCAGCGCCAGGCUCCCUCAGCGCUGGUGACUUCUCCUCCCCCGCCGUCAGCUCCUGACUGGAGUGGAAUGCGCAUGCACUGCAAAUGCCGGGCGCGCAUUCCGUCCAUAGGAAAGCAUUUCUCAACAUCGGCACGAUGGGUGUGAAAAUUCGCAUCCAGCAUCGCAGAUGCGCCUCUAGCGGCUGUCAGGAAGACUGCCACUAGAGGUUAGCUUAACCCAUAAUGUAAGGGUUAAAACCUGUGAAGGGAUAAAACCUGAGGGACAUUGCACCCAGACCACUUCAUUGAGCUGAAGUGGUCUGGGUGACUAUAGUGUCCCUUUAAUAGCUGUGUUUUUGCAAAAAUAUCUGUAGUUUAAGCCAAUCCCAUCCCUGAGAGAUCUAUGAACUAAUGCUUCUUCUCUCUGUUCCACUUGUACAAUGUGCACCCAAGUAAACGAAUAGGCUUGUUCACAGCACAUACCUACUUGUGUGCAGGUAGGGAGUUACCUGCGCAAAAUGCACUCCCUUGCAAUUUUAUCAAAUAUAUAUAUAUUUUUUUUCAUUUACUCAGUUGUCGGCACUGAUGAGGGAGAUAAGUUUGAGAGGUGCAGCAUUUAGUUCUUGGAGUGUAGGGGGAUCAUUUCUCUGCUCGGUUUUCUCAGACAUCAAAUACUACUUUAUCGCUGCCCUUGCUCUCUCACAUUGUAUCCUGGCUCACAGUAAAGCUGUAAAGUCAUUUAAAAUCUUUCAUGUGUUGUGAGAAUCCCUUAAUCUUUCUCUCAAGCCUGAGCAUAAAGGGGCAGUGUGCAUCCGUCACAGCUGCUCAUCCCAUUAAAAAAUAUUUUGCACUAAUUUUUAUUGUGUAUAGCAUUGAACUUGGGACUAAUGGAAAACUUCAAAUAAAAUAACUACAGUCCACUAUAGCGAUUAUUUUGCCAUGUUGUUUCGUGCGAAGAUGUCAAACUUUUUUUAAAUGAAAAUGACCACUUUCCUGCGGCACGUUCGGUGCCCCCACUAUAUUUGGUCUUCUCCAGGAAAUUCCAGAUGUCACUUUAGAACAGGAUCCUUGCAGUCCUACAUUGCUCCUGUUGUGCUGUAAAGUGACCCCGUUUCUUGCUUGGCAGGACCCAGAUAGGCUUGAUAUCUAACUAUGGGAUGGCACCUGGGCACUCCUAGUGCCAUAAAUUGAGUAAACUUCAUUUUGAAGAAAAGGCAAACCAUGCCAUCCAGUUUAAUUUCCCCUUCUAAUAUAUUUUUUCUUCCUCAAGGGUCGGCAAAACCUCUCUCAUGAACCAGUAUGUGAAUAAGAAAUUUACCAACCAGUACAAGGCAACCAUAGGGGCAGACUUCCUCACCAAGGAGGUUAUGGUGGAUGAUCGGCUGGUCACAAUGCAGGUACGUUAUUGAGGCCCCAACCUGUAAGGAUCAUUAUGGAUCCAGAUUGAAGGCUUUACAAUUUGUUUAAGCAUGUUUGAAUAGAGAAGUUUUUACAGUAUUCUGGGAGCAGUAAUGUUUUUUUCAUUAGAGCUUAGGAUAAACAAAAUCAUAUAGGUGAUGUUGGCACAUAUAAGAAAAGUAAUGGGCUUUUUAGAGGUAUAUGCCACAGGUAUUGGUUUUGUCUUAAAUGCUACUAGCCCAUUGACCGUUUUUCUGUCCAUAUCCAGGAAUUGAACCCAGUGUGUCAGUGUUUGUAAGCAUGACCAGUGUCCUGAAAUAAUCCUUAAGGAGAAACUGUCCCUUCCAGGGAAGUGACAGUUCCCCAUUGCGUCACCACAGUAACUAAUAUUACAGAGUUUAUUCGGAUUAAUAAAGCAGUAGCGACAAUUUAAAAAAAAAAAAAAAAACCUUGCUUUCACUGCACUUCCAUGUUGUAGCAACUCCAUGCAUGAAUGCACAAUCGACAUAUUUUCCUGCUGUGCCACAUACAGCAUUGCAAGCAUUCAGCUAUUUAUGCACUCUUUUUAUUGCCUUAACCUAUGUAUUGCCCAGCAAAGCAUGUAAGUGUAACUCUGAGCACCAAAACACUGAAUCAUUGCAACGGUCAUGGUGAAAAGAAUACCCGGUGUUCAUGUUCUCUUUUAAGUAGCUUGUAGCAAUGGUGAUUUGCAAAAAUCACGGCCAUGUGUCAUCCAGCUUGUAAGCCUCUGCCUCGGACUUUACACAUUGCAUUAAAAGGCUAUUGGACCACAUUGUUGUGAUGUUUACAAAGGGAUGCUUCUCAUAAUGGUCAAACUUGUCUUGUUUUUAAUAAAAUAAAUAAUAUAGAGAAAUUGAGUAUUUUUUCCACCCAUGGUUAAUACUUGAACUAUUGCAAAUGAACCUUCAUAUCAUGGUAAGGCAGUGAUCUCCAUUGUCUUAAACAUUCUAUUACUGUAUAGUUUUGAUGGUGUCUGUUUUUUGCUGCAAUGCUCUGAUGGUGUUCUGAUUGGGUUGUUUGCUUUUUGUAAAAAACAAUUUCUCCUCCUUGCAUACUUUAGAUAUGGGACACGGCUGGACAGGAGCGGUUUCAGUCCCUCGGUGUGGCUUUCUACAGAGGGGCUGACUGCUGUGUGCUGGUUUUUGAUGUGACUGCUCCAAACACCUUCAAAACGCUGGACAGUUGGAGGGAUGAAUUCCUCAUCCAAGCAAGCCCACGAGACCCUGAAAACUUCCCCUUUGUUGUACUGGGAAAUAAGAUUGACCUUGAGAACAGACAAGUAAUUAUUUUAGUGCUUUUUACCAUUUGGUAAUCAUUCUACAUAUUCUAAGCAUGCAAGCAUAUGAUUCUGAAUAUUGCUUUGUGUUUUAUAUUGAACAAAGGUGAAACGAAAAGCUAAAUCCUAUCCAUAUAAGACCACAUUUUCUGUCUGUUUCUCUGGGGUCUGAUUUAGUCAGAUUUUCAUGGUGUGCUUACAGAAGAAAUGACUUGCGUUUUACUGUAAAGGAUCUGUUAAAAUCCUUGAUUUGAUUAGAUAGAGGGAGGAUGAGAUCUACACCUCAUUUUCUUUCUCUAUAACACAUAUAUUCUACUUUUCUGGUUUGCCAUCGUGUGCAAAUGGUGGUCUAUGCAAGAUCACACAUCAUCGUUUUUUUUGUUUUUUACCUUGCCCAAGAUUAACUUUUUUAAAAAAAAACAAAAACAAAAUCUUAACUACUUAUGGCCAUGCAGCCAAAUGAUGCUCAAUAUGGAGGAUUUGAAAAUUUUUGCCGUUUAAGAAGGCAUGUAUAAAAAUAGGAAUUCCUACUUUGUCUUACGUACAUCGUAUACGCCAAUGACGAUGCCACAGAUGAAGUUACACAUGCGGCAGGAAAAGCAUUACACUCCAUAUGAGUGAGUUUCAUGGAAAAACACUCUACAUACGGACUCUGCCACCAUGACCACUUCAGAUCACUGAAAUUGUCAUGGUGCUUGUAGUAACCUUUUAAUUUCUAAGUAACCUUCUAAUUUCAUCAGACACAUCAUGGGAAUGAUUAGAAGAUCUGUAAAAUAUCUGUUCCAGAAAUAUUUGUAUAAUUUCAAAUGCUAAAACCAGUGGAGGCUCAUCCAUAGGGGCAUCUUGGGCAGCGCCCCACCAGUUUUUUUGCAAUAAAAGAAAUUAACUUUUUCAUUUUUUAUUUUUUGAUCUGUAAAUAAACACCAUCAAUAUGUGAUACAAAAUGUGCUCUGUCCCUUUAAAUUUUACUACUGCAGUUAACUUAUUACCCACUGCUGGUACUAGGUAGAGUGGGGGGGGGGGAGGAGUAAUCCGAUUUUUGAUGGUCUACUUCACCGUCAUUGAUUGCUUUGCAGCCCCCCUGUUUGUCAAUGGAACUCAUUAGGGUGCCAAAUAGACGGGACAAAAAUGGCCAUUGGGAAACUGGCCAGCCUGCCUACUGAACUCUGAUUGGCAGUUAGCACCAGGGGGUGGAGAUGUCAAAACUCUACUUCCCCUGGUGCAGUUGAGGAAGAGAAUUGCUGGCCAUUGAGAUGUGACUCUGGUUCCCACUAUCCUGCUCCUCCUACAGCUUCCUCUGAACGCUAACUGCCCUGCCUCACACAGCCCACUCUUUCCUUGUGCCACUAUCCUGUGCAAGAGGCUUACAGUGGCUACUAGCUGUGUUUCCAGAAAAGCAGGAACAAGCCGGCCAUGCUCCGUUUUAAUUUGCACCAAUAUCGACAGACACUGCUGUAAAAUGAGGUGCCUGCCGGUGAACUGCUCUAAGUUCUCCCCAGCUGACUCCAUUCGCUCUGCCUACCAGGUCUUAUUGAGACAGGUACCCGAUGUGUAAAGAGGGUGCCUGCCAUAUUAAGCUCUAAAGUCAGAUACCACGAGAGGGAUCUGGACAGAGCGGACUGAGAGAUCAGCGGCAGGCACCUCAUGUUACAGCCUUGUCUGCCGCCAUUAGUUCAAAUUAAAACAAAGCAUGAAGGGCUAGACCCCUCCCUUCUGUUAUAUGGGCAGGGCUAUUUUGGAUGGGUGCGUGUUUAUUUUUUUUAUUUUUUUAUAUAUAAGAAUGUCUACCUUAUUUCCUAUAUAUGGGAUUAUCCACAUAUUGUGGAGAUAGUGGUGACAUAUUUUCCUAUUCAUGAUUGCAAAGAAAAUAGAUGGCCUGCCUGGCACCCAAUCAACUUGAAAUUUUACCAUCCGCCACUGGCUAAAACUCCCAUUGUUAUUCUCUUUUAGGUCACUACAAAGCGAGCACAGGUGUGGUGCCAAAGCAAAAAUAAUAUCCCCUAUUUUGAAACCAGUGCUAAGGAGGCUAUAAAUGUGGAACAGGCUUUUCAAACAAUUGCACGAAACGCACUCAAACAGGUAAUUGGUUACUAUAGUGCCACCUGCUGGUGUAGCACUGUUUUGUUACUUCAACCAUGUUAUUGUUCAGUUGCUUUCAGUGGGAAUGGGAUGUGGCUUUUUUCUUAUUUCAUUUUUUUAAAUUUUUUUCCUAAAGACAAAUUAGGUCAUGGACAUUGUUGUAUAAAGAGCUGCAAUGUGUCCUCCGUUCAACAGACCUUUAGCUGGAAAACGAUGCUCGGGGUGCAUGGCUGUUUUGCGAGCGCUAGAUUUAAGAAGCACAUACAUGUGCUGUGUUCACACACUCCGUAUCCCUACCAAAGAAAAGGCUGUUCAACUCUUUGAACUACAAAAUUAUGUUAAAGGACCACUAUAGUGCCAGGAAAACAUACUCUUUUUUCCUGGCACUAUAGUGCCCUGAGGGUGCCCCCACCCUCAGGGUCCCCCUCCCGCCCGGCUCUGGAAGGGAGAAAGGGGUUAAAACUUACCUUUUUCCAGCACUGGGCGGAGAGCUCUCCUCCUCCGAUCCUCCUCUUCUCCUCCCCGUCGGCUGAAUGCGCACGCGCGGCAAGAGCUGCGCGCGCAUUCAGCCGGUCUCAUAGGAAAGCAUUUACAAUGCUUUCCUAUGGACGCUGGCGUGCUCUCACUGUGAAAAUCACAGUGAGAAGCACGCAAGCGCCUCUAGCGGCUGUCAAUGAGACAGCCACUAGAGGGAAUAGGGGGAAGGCUUAACUCAUUAAUAAACAUAGCAGUUUCUCUGAAACUGCUAUGUUUAUUUAAAAAUGGGUUAACCCUAGCUGGACCAGGCACCCAGACCACUUCAUUAAGCUGAAGUGGUCUGGGUGCCUAGAGUGGUCCUUUAAGCUUGGCAAAAUGAUAUAGGGUUUAUUGACAGGUUUCCAUUUUAGGCAACUUUCAUAGCAGGAGGAGAAAGGCAAGAACUAUUUUGAAACAAAGAUGCUGGACAUCCUUUUAUUUUGUAGCUUCACACAUAUACAACUUUUCUACUUCAUUUUACAGUGCAUUAAUCCACAAUCAAUCUUCAGAACUGGAAGACUAAUUUAUGCUUUUAUAUCUGUAAUAAAGAAGCCUGUAGAGAAACGGUUUGUUCAAUGGAGGUCAGAAAGUUGCAACUCUCAAGUGACAGAAAUGUGAUUCCAAGGACCCAGUACUAAACACAGCAUUUAUUUCUUAACAUCAAUUGUCAAACUAUGCAAAGUACAAAACUAGUAGUUUUUUAUUUCUUUUUAUAAUUUGGUUAAGUUUUGAAAUCUUCAAAAAAUAGGUAAUUUAGUAAUGUAGAAUAAAGAGAAUUUAUUAAAGGAAAAGUAUUUUUGUUCUUAGUGUCUCAUUUGUUCUAUUGUUCUCUUGCAGGAAACAGAGGUGGAGUUGUACAACGAAUUCCCUGAGCCUAUUAAACUGGAUAACAACGGCUCAAAGGCCACUGCAGAGAGCUGCAGCUGCUGAGACAGGGAAGGGCAAACAUGGCGUCCUUCACUAACCGAUAUCACACUUAGGCCUUCGAACACAAGACCCCAUUCCCUCCCUGCCCAGAGUGUAAAGGAUAAAUAUUAAUCGACUGCACCCUCUCCAGCUCCCAGACACCGGUCCAAGUGGUAACCAACGCCUGUAUCAUAAGCGGAACACAUCCCACGUCCCCGUGGACUAUACAUCUAUGUUGGUUUAACCCUUAUGUUGUCAGGUGGUCUGCAAUAUGUAUAGCAUUGCUCCCCUCUUGGGUGCAAAGUGGUUUGACUUUAACAACAUACUGUGUUUGUUUAAAAAUAAGUUAAUUAUUUUUUGUUUCUGUCUUGUGGAGAGAGACCGGAAAACAGAUAUAUUUUUUUUUUUUUUCUAUUUUGUUUUGUUCUUUUCCUUUUUACAGUUGUGCGUGUAUGUAUAAUUAACAUAUUACAUGAUAUAAAAAUAAAUAAACCUUUUAAUCAUUCUACGCCCUAAUUUGAAGGCUGUGACCAGUAAGGUUUCAUAUCCCAUACUCCUUUGCAAGCUCAGCACCCAGUCCCCAUUAGGUUUUUGAGUUUUGUAUUUAUCCGUUUAACGCUUUUUGUUACUUUUAACUAAUCAGAAAUUUUUACAGAAUCCAUUUAUUAUGUAUCGCUUGUUUAGGAAAAGAAUCAUAUAGAACAUGUUAAUAUAUGCAACCAAUUAAAAAAAACACACAAAAAAAAAACUAUGUAUAAAUUAGUGUAAGAAUCGAUUCUUUUGUUGAUUUACUUAAUUAUUGAAGCACAGGUAUUUAGCCAGUAAACUAUGGACAUGGUAAUAUUGCUAAGCCUGCAAAUGUUGAGAAAACAGGUAGAAACUUCUGUCGUCACUCGUAGGAGCAGAUUUUGAAGUCUUGAAUAUUAAGUCUCUUAAUUGGCUGCUACCUGUUCAUUUCACUAUUUGAGCUGUCUGUCUUGUUUAUCUUAUCUCUUAACUGCAAUUAUAUCUGUAAUAGUGAUGUGCAUAUUGGACAUGAUAUUUUUGGUUAAGUGCAGGUAUUAUGUCAUCUUGUUUAUCUCACCCCUCUUUUCUUUUUAUUUUUUAAUUUUUUUCUAAUAUAUCAUGUCGGCAGUCUGCAAGGGAGCGUUACUGCACUCUGAGUCUGGGGUAAUUUGGCAGUUAUUCUAGAGAGAUUUUCCCUGCUUGGGGUGUUAAAAAAACAAAAACAUUUCCUUCCUUAUUUCACUGGCAGAUAAUGUACUCUGAGACUCUUCUCUUCCCCUCCCUCACCACUGUGCUGCGGAUCAGACUAUUGGUAUGAAACCCUUGGCAGUUUAGCUACCCUCUGUCUCUGUUGUUGCAUUUGUAGCUUGCUUCCAUAUGGAAAUUCUACCUUUUUUUUUUUUUUUAAUUUUUUUUUUUUUUUAUUUUUUUUUUCCCAGCAGCCUACAUAAUAUUGUGUAGGUUUGGUUCUUCUGUAAAGAUGAAAAUAAUGCCAAUAAACUUAACAAGAAAAAUUAAAUAGAUGUGUUGUUUCAUAUAUUUUACUGCUGCA
Messenger RNA from Pelobates cultripes (western spadefoot toad), 35522 nucleotides. The record is from the annotation of a GenBank genome assembly. Lineage: Eukaryota; Metazoa; Chordata; Amphibia; Anura; Pelobatidae.